This is a messenger RNA of Cyphellophora europaea CBS 101466, 1278 nucleotides long. RefSeq lists its product as uncharacterized. The record is from RefSeq and is a predicted model, not a curated record. NCBI's taxonomy places the organism in Eukaryota, Fungi, Ascomycota, Eurotiomycetes, Chaetothyriales, Cyphellophoraceae. The coding region runs from base 1 to 1278 and encodes 425 amino acids. The transcript is spliced from 2 exons. Gene Ontology annotation, molecular function: hydrolase activity, acting on carbon-nitrogen (but not peptide) bonds.
AUGGUUGAAUUCGACAUACACACAUCCAUUCUCUUUGAUCCCAAACAAAAAUGCAUUCGCAAGAACAUUUCUAUCACAGUCGACAGCACAAGCGGCUUGAUCGUGCGCGUCUAUGAACGAACGGGGGACGUCGAUGGCUUCAAGAGCGAUGAUAUUGACCUUCGAGGCAAAUUUGUGAUGCCCGGUCUCGUAGACGCGCACACUCAUGUAUUCCUCCAUUCCUACGACGAGACCGAUGCUCUCCGGCAGAAGCGCGACGAGAGCAUGACAGAGCGGAUCGUGCGUGCCGUCAACCACUGCCGCACCGCGCUGCUGGCUGGAUACACCACGUACCGCGAUCUGGGCUCGGAAGGCAUGCAAGAAUGCGAUGCAAACCUUCGCGAUGCCAUCGCGCGUGGCUUGACGCCAGGACCGCGGCUCUUCGUUGCCACCAAGGUGCUCGCCAGUACAGGCUCGUUCGAAGCUCGCACCGAGAAUACCCUGGGCGGGCACUGCGUACCAGCGCAAGCGGACGCUGUGGACGGGCCGGAGGAGUGUCGCAAAGCUGUUCGCCGGCGUAUCGCUGCGGGCGCCGAUGUGAUCAAGUACUUCGCCGAUUACCGACGGCGCAUCAUGCGGUCGCCGCCCGCUCAGCAGCAUCCUUAUAAAGCCAGCGUGCUGCAUCCUCCCAAGGAGCCGAACCCGGAUUACAUGGUCUUCUCGCAAGAGGAGAUGAACAUGAUUGUACAGGAAGCGCAGCUGGCGCGGUGUCCUGCCGUGGCUCACUGUUGUACGCUGGAGGGUGCACUUGGAGCCGUUGAGGCUGGAGUCACGUCAAUCGAGCACGUCUACUUUGCGACUGACGAGCUGUUCCGACGCAUGGCGGCCAAGAACGUCAUCCUCGUUCCCACGCUGGCCAUCGCCGAGAAGCUCCACGCUAAGCGCUUCGACAUCAUCCUCUCGCAGGUCAAGCGUGCGCACGAGCUGGGAGUCCGGCUGGCUUGUGGUGGUGACACGGGUACAUACUCGCAUGGUGAGAAUGUUCGGGAGUUGGAAUUGAUGAUCGAAGCUGGCAUCCCCGUCGCGGAUGUUCUUGAAGCAUGUACUGUGGGUGGUUGGGAGUCGUGUGGUGGUGACUACUGUGGGAGGCGGUUCGGUUGGUUUGAGGAAGGCCUCCAAGCCGACAUCGUGGCAUUGGAUGAAGAUCCCCACGAGUCGACAGCGGCACUAAGGAAGGUCAACUUUGUCAUGAAGGAUGGCAUUGUAUGGAAAAUAGAGAAUGAGCCCAGUACAAUGUAA